Molecule: messenger RNA, 903 nt
Organism: Lodderomyces margitis
Lineage: Eukaryota; Fungi; Ascomycota; Pichiomycetes; Serinales; Debaryomycetaceae
Gene: NIT3
Product: putative hydrolase
Exons: 1
Coding region: 1-903 (300 amino acids)
Biological process (GO): oxaloacetate metabolic process; L-glutamine metabolic process
Cellular component (GO): mitochondrion
Molecular function (GO): omega-amidase activity
Source: RefSeq, a predicted model, not a curated record
AUGACUUCCCCAGUAUUGAAAUCACCAUUAUCCAAGUCAUUAAGAAUUGCCUUAUUGCAAUUGAAGGCAGGUGCUGACAAGUCAGCCAACUUGGCCAAAGUUACCAAGUACAUUGAAGAAGCCGCUUCCAAAACGCCCAAAGUAGAUCUUGUAAUGUUGCCCGAAUGCUUCAAUUCACCCUAUGCAGUUGACCAAUUUGGCAAGUAUGCCGAGAACAUUCCCGAAGGAGAAACGACCAAAUUAUUAUCAUCAUUGGCCAAGAAACAUGGUAUAUUUAUUAUUGGCGGAUCGAUCCCGGAAUUAUCAUCCGAUAAGGUCUACAACACCUCGUUGACGUUUUCACCAGAGGGCGAGAUCAUUGCCAAGCACCGCAAGGCACAUUUGUUUGAUAUUGAUAUUCCCAAUGGAAUCACUUUUCAGGAAUCUUUGACGUUAACCGGUGGCGAUAAAGCCACAGUUUUCAAAUUGGGUGAUUACGGAAAUGUAGGUCUUGGAAUCUGUUAUGAUAUUAGAUUCCCCGAAUUGGCUUCAAUUGCAUCACGUAGUCCAUAUAAUUCUUUUGCCAUGUUUUACCCCGGAGCUUUCAAUACCACGACGGGACCAUUGCACUGGCACUUAUUGGCUCGUUCAAGAGCUGUUGACAACGAACUAUACACUGUUUUGUGUUCACCAGCAAGGGACGUUGGAGGGAACGGAUACCAAGCUUAUGGACAUUCGUUGGUUGCCGAUCCAUUUGGUAAGAUCAUAGCUGAAGCCGGGGAAGGUGAGGAAAUCUUGUACGCGCAAUUGGAUAAAGAUGUCUUGACCAAGGCAAGAGAAGGUAUUCCAGUUCAUUACCAAAGACGAUUCGACAUAUAUGGUGAUUUCGUUAAUGACAAAUCAACUAAAGUCAGCGAUAAAUAA